Molecule: messenger RNA, 300 nt
Organism: Balaenoptera musculus (blue whale)
Lineage: Eukaryota; Metazoa; Chordata; Mammalia; Artiodactyla; Balaenopteridae
Product: potassium voltage-gated channel subfamily E member 3-like
Exons: 1
Coding region: 1-300 (99 amino acids)
Biological process (GO): regulation of heart rate by cardiac conduction; regulation of ventricular cardiac muscle cell membrane repolarization; ventricular cardiac muscle cell action potential
Cellular component (GO): membrane
Molecular function (GO): potassium channel regulator activity; transmembrane transporter binding; delayed rectifier potassium channel activity
Source: RefSeq, a predicted model, not a curated record
AUGAAGACCACCAAUGGGACUGAGACCUGGUAUGAGAGCCUGCACACUGUGUUGAAGGCUCUAAAUGCCACUCUUCACAGCAACUUGCUCUGCCGGCCAGGGUCAGACAACCUGACUGAGGAGAGGCGGGCCAGCCUACCUGGCCGCGAUGACAACUCCUACAUGUACAUUCUCUUCAUCACGUUCCUAUUUGCUGCCACUGUGGGCAGCCUCAUCCUCGGAUACACCCGCUCCUGCAAAGUGGAUAAGCGCAGUGACCCCUAUCAUGUAUACAUCAAGAACCAGGUGUCUAUGCUCUGA